CCCUUUCCUGAAAUCCGAAAUGGCAACUCAAUAUUAUUUGGGGAAACGACUGUCUUAUGAUGGUCAGUUGUGUACAGUCCGAUAUAUCGGUGAAGUUCAAGGCACAAAUGGCGAAUGGCUUGGUGUAGAAUGGGAUGACCCAAAGCGAGGAAAACAUUCUGGUGAUCACGGAGGCAUCAGAUAUUUUGAAUGCCUCAGAAAGAAUGCAACAGCCGCAUCUUUCAUAAGACCCACUCGGAAAACCGAUACUCCCCGCUCUUUUGUGGAGGCUUUGAAGGCGAAAUACGCAUCAGAGGAUUUCGAGGACCCAGAUGUAAAGAUCGUCUUCACUACACAACCAGGUGGCAAUGCCAGACACAGACCAAGUCAACUAAACAAGCCGAAAUCAAGCAUUCGGAUCAGUGGUAAAGAGGUCGAAGAAGUGGGGUUUGACAAGAUCCGCAAGCAACUCGCAGCUUUGAGUGAGCUCAAGAUCAUCAUUCUCGACGGGUUUUGUAUGGAAAGGCCGAUUGCGAGACGUAAAAGCGGAGUAGACUCCUGGCCGGUCGGGUUGUUUGAUAUCAAAGAGGCUUCACCCAAGGCAAUCGAACUAGAUUUGAGCAGAAAUCUGUUUGAGGAGUGGAGAGAAAUAGCCUCCAUCUGCGAACAGCUGGAGAACUUAAAGAGCCUCAGGGUUGAUGGCACCCGCUUCCGUGACACAACGCUCACUGCUUCCGAAGUGACUCGAUGCCACGCUGCAUUCGCCAAUAUCAAACAUCUCAAACUCGAAGAUACACUUUUGUCCUGGGAAAGCAUUACCCGAAUUUCCAAUCUGUUUUCAGGCCUCGUCACCCUAGUUGCCUCCUCCAAUCUUUUCGCAAACUUGCCCACUAUGCAUGCCCCCAAUUCCAUGAUCACCGACCUAAGUCUUGAAGACAAUAUAUUCACCAAUCUCUCAUCUCUCGGGCCACUUGUGUCACUGCCCAAUCUACGUCGCCUCAGUCUCAAAUCCAACAAAAUAUCCUCCAUUAAAUCGAGCGGAUCACAACUCACUCCGGUUUUUUCACAAUCCGUCGCUGAUCUUGACCUCUCCUACAACGAAAUUGAUAGAUGGUCCUUCGUCGACGGUCUUCAGCACACAUUUCCAGGCCUCAAUUCCCUCCGUAUAUCACACAACCCAUUGUUUACUUCGCUUAGAGCCCCUGACGGCAAGGCGAUGACCGCAGAUGAUGGCUACGUACUCGUCCUGGCCCGACUCAAGGGAAUAGAGACGCUCAAUUUCAGCAAGGUGCUGCCUAAAGAGAGGUUGGACGCCGAGUCGUACUACCUUUCCCUCGUAGCCAAGGAAGUGUCGUUUGCGCCAGAUGCAGACGAAGAGAAGAUCUUGCGAACACAUCCGAGAUGGAAAGAGCUAUGCGAAGAGUAUGGCGAACCACUUAUCCAGAGGUCAUCGAAUCAGGUCAAUCCCAACUCCUUGGCGGCUAGGCUUAUGCAGCUGGAAUUGUAUCAGCCAGCAGGUAAGAGAGUGAAGGUGGAGAUACCAAAGAGCGCCACUGCGUACACAUUGUUGGGCGUUGUAUGCAGAACUUUUCAGGUCAAGCCCAGAAUGUGUAGGAUGGUGUGGGAAACUGACGAGUGGAUUCCGACAACAAGAGAUGAAAUGUUUGAUGACGACGAGGCUUCUAAUAGCGAGGUAGACACAAGGGACAUAGAGAAUGUACCGUCGUGCAGGAUCAGUAGGGAAGUAAUCAUCAUACCUGGAACCAAAGGGAUAGGAACAUGGAUAGAGGGCAACAAGGCUGUUGUCCGCAUCGAAACCAGAUGA
Periconia digitata is the source of this 1804-nucleotide messenger RNA. The record is from the annotation of a GenBank genome assembly. NCBI's taxonomy places the organism in Eukaryota, Fungi, Ascomycota, Dothideomycetes, Pleosporales, Periconiaceae.